Messenger RNA from Gorilla gorilla gorilla (western lowland gorilla), 2736 nucleotides. RefSeq names its product T-box transcription factor 21 (gene TBX21). NCBI's taxonomy places the organism in Eukaryota, Metazoa, Chordata, Mammalia, Primates, Hominidae. Gene Ontology annotation, molecular function: DNA-binding transcription factor activity, RNA polymerase II-specific; RNA polymerase II cis-regulatory region sequence-specific DNA binding. Gene Ontology annotation, biological process: lymphocyte migration; cell fate specification; regulation of transcription by RNA polymerase II. The record is from RefSeq and is a predicted model, not a curated record. The transcript is spliced from 6 exons. Gene Ontology annotation, cellular component: nucleus; chromatin. The coding region runs from base 220 to 1827 and encodes 535 amino acids.
AGUGACAGCGGCCCGCUGGAGAGGAAGCCCGAGAGCUGCCGCGCGCCUGCCGGACGAGGGCGUAGAAGCCAGGCGUCAGAGCCCGGGCUCCGGUGGGGUCCCCCACCCGGCCCUCGGGUCCCCCGCCCCCUGCUCCCUGCCCAUCCCAGCCCACGCGACCCUCUCGCGCGCGGAGGGGCGGGUCCUCGACGGCUGCGGGAAGGUGCCAGCCCGCCCCGGAUGGGCAUCGUGGAGCCGGGUUGCGGAGACAUGCUGACGGGCACAGAGCCGAUGCCGGGGAGCGACGAGGGCCGGGCGCCUGGCGCCGACCCGCAGCACCGCUACUUCUACCCGGAGCCGGGCGCGCAGGACGCGGACGAGCGUCGCGGGGGCGGCAGCCUGGGGUCUCCCUACCCGGGGGGCGCCUUGGUGCCCGCCCCGCCGAGCCGCUUCCUUGGAGCCUACGCCUACCCGCCGCGACCCCAGGCGGCCGGCUUCCCCGGCGCGGGCGAGUCCUUCCCGCCGCCCGCGGACGCCGAGGGCUACCAGCCGGGCGAGGGCUACGCCGCCCCGGACCCGCGCGCCGGGCUCUACCCGGGGCCGCGUGAGGACUACGCGCUACCCGCGGGGCUGGAGGUGUCGGGGAAACUGAGGGUCGCGCUCAACAACCACCUGUUGUGGUCCAAGUUUAAUCAGCACCAGACAGAGAUGAUCAUCACCAAGCAGGGACGGCGGAUGUUCCCAUUCCUGUCAUUUACUGUGGCCGGGCUGGAGCCCACCAGCCACUACAGGAUGUUUGUGGACGUGGUCUUGGUGGACCAGCACCACUGGCGGUACCAGAGCGGCAAGUGGGUGCAGUGUGGAAAGGCCGAGGGCAGCAUGCCAGGAAACCGCCUGUACGUCCACCCGGACUCCCCCAACACAGGAGCGCACUGGAUGCGCCAGGAAGUUUCAUUUGGGAAACUAAAGCUCACAAACAACAAGGGGGCGUCCAACAAUGUGACCCAGAUGAUUGUGCUCCAGUCCCUCCAUAAGUACCAGCCCCGGCUGCAUAUCGUUGAGGUGAACGACGGAGAGCCAGAGGCAGCCUGCAACGCUUCCAACACGCAUAUCUUUACUUUCCAAGAAACCCAGUUCAUUGCCGUGACUGCCUACCAGAAUGCCGAGAUUACUCAGCUGAAAAUUGAUAAUAACCCCUUUGCCAAAGGAUUCCGGGAGAACUUUGAGUCCAUGUACACAUCUGUUGACACCAGCAUCCCCUCCCCGCCUGCACCCAACUGUCAAUUCCUUGGGGGAGAUCACUACUCUCCUCUCCUACCCAACCAGUAUCCUGUUCCCAGCCGCUUCUACCCCGACCUUCCUGGCCAGACGAAGGAUGUGGUUCCCCAGGCUUACUGGCUGGGGGCCCCCCGGGACCACAGCUAUGAGGCUGAGUUUCGAGCAGUCAGCAUGAAGCCUGCAUUCUUGCCCUCUGCCCCUGGGCCCACCAUGUCCUACUACCGAGGCCAGGAGGUCCUGGCACCUGGAGCUGGCUGGCCUGUGGCACCUCAGUACCCUCCCAAGAUGGGCCCGGCCAGCUGGUUCCGCCCUAUGCGGACUCUGCCCGUGGAACCCGGCCCUGGAGGCUCAGAGGGACGGGGACCAGAGGACCAGGGUCCCCCCUUGGUGUGGACUGAGAUCGCCCCCAUCCGGCCAGAAUCCAGUGAUUCAGGACUGGGCGAAGGAGACUCUAAGAGGAGGCGCGUGUCCCCCUAUCCUUCCAGUGGUGACAGCUCCUCCCCUGCUGGGGCCCCUUCUCCUUUUGAUAAGGAAGCUGAAGGCCAGUUUUAUAACUAUUUUCCCAACUGAGCAGAUGACAUGAUGAAAGAAACAGAAACAGUGUUAUUAGGUUGGAGGACACCGACUAAUUUGGGAAACGGAUGAAGGACUGAGAAGGCCCCCGCUCCCUCUGGCCCUUCUCUGUUUAGUAGUUGGUUGGGGAAGUGGGGCUCAAGAAGGAUUUUGGGGUUCACCAGAUGCUUCCUGGCCCACGAUGAAACCUGAGAGGGGUGUCCCCUUGCCCCAUCCUCUGCCCUAACUACAGUCGUUUACCUGGUGCUGCGUCUUGCUUUUGGUUUCCAGCUGGAGAAAAGAAGACGAGAAAGUCUUGGACAUGAAGGAGCUUUUUGCAUCUAGUGGGUGGGAGGGGUCAGGUGUGGGACAUGGGAGCAGGAGACUCCACUUUCUUCCUUUGUACAGUAACUUUCAACCUUUUCGUUGGCAUGUGUGUUAAUCCCUGAUCCAAAAAGAACAGAUACACGUAUAUUAUAACCAUCAGCCCGCCAGGGUCAGGGAAAGGACUCACCUGACUUUGGACAGCUGGCCUGGGCUCCCCCUGCUCAAACACAGUGGGGAUCAGAGAAAAGGGGCUGGAAAGGGGGGAAUGGCCCACAUCUCAAGAAGCAAGAUAUUGUUUGUGGUGGUUGUGUGUGGGUGUGUGUUUUUUCUUUUUCUUUCUUUUUAUUUUUUUGAAUGGGGGAGGCUAUUUAUUGUACAGAGAGUGGUGUCUGGAUAUAUUCCUUUUGUCUUCAUCACUUUCUGAAAAUAAACAUAAAACUGUUGAAUGUGCCUGCCUCAGUGCCAGCAUGGGGGGACAUGGAUGGGGACUCAGUUGGGGUUGUACCCAAGCUGGUGUACCCAAGGUGUUCUGUCAGCUUUCAUUUAUGGGGAACCUGCUAAGACCCUGAAAUGACUCCAGCUGAGUUACAGCAAGGCCAC